Messenger RNA from Xiphophorus hellerii (green swordtail), 2492 nucleotides. RefSeq names its product cyclin dependent kinase 2 (gene cdk2). Gene Ontology annotation, cellular component: nucleus; cytoplasm; cyclin-dependent protein kinase holoenzyme complex. The record is from RefSeq and is a predicted model, not a curated record. The transcript has 7 exons. The coding region runs from base 577 to 1473 and encodes 298 amino acids. Gene Ontology annotation, biological process: signal transduction; regulation of gene expression; regulation of G2/M transition of mitotic cell cycle. Gene Ontology annotation, molecular function: cyclin-dependent protein serine/threonine kinase activity; ATP binding; cyclin binding. Lineage: Eukaryota; Metazoa; Chordata; Actinopteri; Cyprinodontiformes; Poeciliidae.
UUAGCCGCGCAUACCCGUUUACCCGCUCAGAAGCUAUUUGGAACAAAACAAAGUAUUUAAGCCACAUUUCAAAUUAAUUUAUGUUGCAUUUAACAGACUAGAAAUCGAUAACGUCAUUGGUAACGUUUCGAAGAAAGGGCGCUAUGGGGAAAAGUAGCAAAAUAACCGUGAGACUAUUACUCAUCUGAAAUAUCCGGUGUGCCCCGGACACAUAACCGAACGCACCCGGCACAACGCGGGAAACGCUGUUGUGUUGGUUCGGUAGCGGCUUCUACUGAGGAGCAACCGCCGCGCCAACACUUAGAUUUACGUUGGUCCACCAACGGAGCGUACACACGUUAGUUUCUUUCGUUUUCGUUAGUAGAGCUUUGUGCCCGAAAGACUCUCUUCUCGACCCCAUCUUCUCGUUUGAAGCGUUCCCGGCUUGCAUGACGGAAGCAGCCGGAGUAGCAGUCGGUCGGUCCCCGCGUUGUCCCCUAACGUCUGUCCCUGUAGCCGUUAGCUCCGACACAAAGAGAGCAGCCGUGCUAGGCUGCUAACCCCACAACAAAGUUCUGCCGGGUGUUUACCUUCAGUAUGGAUACGUUUCAAAAGGUGGAGAAAAUAGGAGAAGGGACGUACGGAGUGGUUUACAAGGCCAAGAACAAAGUGACAGGAGAAACUGUUGCUCUGAAGAAAAUCAGACUGGACACGGAAACGGAGGGCGUUCCCAGCACAGCCAUCCGAGAAAUUUCCCUUCUAAAAGAACUCAGCCAUCCAAAUAUUGUCAAGCUGCGAGAUGUGAUUCACACCGAGAACAAACUUUACCUCGUUUUUGAGUUCCUCCAUCAAGAUCUGAAAAAGUUCAUGGACUCUUCGUCAGUCACUGGCAUCCCACUGCCUUUGGUUAAGAGCUAUCUCUUCCAGCUGCUGCAAGGCCUGGCCUUCUGCCACUCUCACAGAGUUCUGCAUCGAGACCUGAAGCCCCAGAACCUCCUUAUCAACGCCCAAGGAGAGAUCAAGCUGGCGGACUUCGGCCUCGCAAGGGCCUUCGGCGUUCCCGUUCGCACUUACACACACGAGGUUGUCACACUUUGGUACAGAGCACCAGAAAUUCUCCUGGGCUGCAAAUAUUACUCCACGGCCGUUGACAUCUGGAGUCUGGGGUGCAUCUUUGCCGAAAUGGUCACCAGGAGGGCGUUGUUCCCCGGUGACUCGGAGAUAGACCAGUUGUUCAGAAUCUUCCGUACGUUGGGAACGCCAGAUGAAACCGUGUGGCCUGGAGUCACGUCGAUGCCCGACUACAAACCGUCCUUCCCUAAGUGGGCUCGGCAGGAUUUAGCCAAGGUGGUGCCUCUUCUCGAUGAAGACGGGAGAGAGCUGCUGGCAGAAAUGCUGACCUAUGACCCAAACAAGAGGAUUUCUGCCAAAAAUGCACUUGUACAUCGGUUCUUCCGGGACGUCUCCAUGCCAGUUCCUCAUCUCAGACUGUGAUUUGUGCAAAGCAUCAGGCUGGUUGGAAUCGGAGUAACAUCAAAGCAUUAAGGACCGCCUGCCCUGCUUCAGGCCUGUGCCUGCAACGGACAGAGAACCUGGACACUACAGGAGACGAAGGGUCCCUCAGUAUCUAAACGCAGCCUUUACUUAGCCGGACGGAGGUCCUGCUGUUAUGGUUCCAAGUGUUUACCCGUCAUUUCUCAUUUUACUGUGCACGUUUAUGCACAACUGCCAUAUUUGAUCUGCAAUUAAUGAUUCAAGAUGUUCUUUGAUAACGUUCAGGCCAGAACAGUGACUGCUCUUGAGCUUCCCCAUUUAAAUGUAAGUAGCUUUUGGAUGUUUGAGUUUAGUUUGUUGAUUAGAGUCAAAUUAAAUUGAGGAAUUUGUGGGAGUGUGCAAAUAAAGCAAUCUGCAUUCUCUGUAACCUUGAGAGCGAGAGAUGGCUCUCAGCACAACAAUCUGGUGCUGGAUAAACGCCGGGUCGCACCAGCUGUCCUCCGGGCCGACUUUUCUUUUCUUGCAGUUCCGUGCAAACGAUCUUGAAGUGGUUUUAAAGCUCUUCGUUUGAGGCUAAGGUUCUGAUUUACAGUAGUUCACUGUCAUUUUACAGAAUUAAACUUGGUGUUGCAUUGUUCUUACUUUAGAUUUUAUUCAAGCCUAAUGCACAAAUUUUAUACGUAUUGUUUAUAUACAGCUGAAAAAAUAAACUUGUUUAGAUAACUGCUGGUUGUGUCGGAGAGAUUCGAGCUGUUAAAUAUGCAUGUGAUAAAUCUGACAAAUGCAAUAAGCUAUAUCUUAUUAAAACAAAUUAUUUUUACAUUCACUUUCAUAAGCAGAAAAAACUUAAACAGUUUUACUGACACUUGAAGAAUAUUAAAAUAAAAGGUUUGCUAUUCACCAAGUUUGUACAAAUAUUCUAAUUAAUAGUGCCUUCCAAAAGUAUUUACCCUUAAGAUUGUUUUUUUUUUAAACUUUGUCACAUUACAACUGCAAAAAUAAAAAUGUGAAAAGUGUUA